Molecule: messenger RNA, 4738 nt
Organism: Schistosoma rodhaini
Lineage: Eukaryota; Metazoa; Platyhelminthes; Trematoda; Strigeidida; Schistosomatidae
Source: the annotation of a GenBank genome assembly
GCGCACUAAGGGCUAUUUAUUAUUAUCAUCUUCUCGUCUCUCCUCUGCGUUCUCAUUGUACCGCAACCACACAUCAGUGGGCUAUUCCCUUGCCUUGUAAUAUAACCGCUGUUUAGUCCAGCAAUCAUACUGACGUAAGAUGAUUGCUUUUAAUUAAUAUGAGAAAUACCAACUAUUGGAAUAUUAUUAGGAAUAGUGCAAACGUGUUAGUGACCUAUUAUUAUUGGAGCCUGGUAAAAACUUCAAACUAUACAGUAGGACUAAAAAGUGUUAAGUUGUUUAUUGAUUGGCCUUUCGUUGUUAUUGGUGACCACCGAACAAUCCCGCCAUCCCCCUCAUGCUCUUCUGCAUGCUUUCCCUGUAAAGAAAGUACAUUCUGACUAGGCGCGGACUGCCACAACAGAUAAGCACAUCAGAAAUCUAGUUCCAUCCAUUAAAUACUAAUGUGCCCGGUUAAUGGCAUUAUUAAGGAGCCAAUAAUAGUAACAGUCAAAGUUUGUGAUGAGGCUAAAGGAGUUGAACAAGAUUUCAGAUGUGAGCUGGACGUUCUUAUGAUUGAGAUGCCGUACUUCAAAGACUUUUUAAUUAAGGAUGGUCAGUUUAUAAGCGAAGUUGAAAUACUUGUUCACUGUGACUUGAAAAUAUUCGAGUGGCUAUUACUUUAUGCUAGGAAACAUAUUGAUCCUGAUGCGUAUAAAGAAUGCAUUUUGACAACUUCGAAUGUCCUUGCAUUAUUAGUUUCAUCAAACUUUCUUAAAAUGGAACAUUUGACCUCCGAAUGUUUAGAAUAUUUUUGCAAGCAUGCUGGAGCUAUAAUAGCAAGCCCUUUCUCUUUAGAUUGUUUAGGCGAUAGCUUAGUUGAACGCAUCGCUCUCGGGUUGAACUUGGAGGAACUGGAUAAGAUCAAGGAUAAAAAGGACAAAAUAAAAAGCAAAAUCUUUUUCAAAAAAAUUGAACAUUUGUUUGAUCCUCAGUAUACUUCUUCAUACUGUCCUAACAAUGCAGCGUAUCUAUUUCGAUGUCAAAAAUGUGGUAAAUUACUGACGAGGAACAUUUCAAUUAUCAUACCUUGUCUUCCAAAUCGUUUUAUAAUUAGUCAAAGUGGCGAUAUGAUACCUGUUCAUAACCCUAUGGGAUCAAGUGAAAACGAAUUAAUAUCAACAGAUGAAUCAUCUCAUCAAUGUAUUGAAGAUAAUGAAUAUUCAAAAUAUUCACAUACACCUAAAUCAUCAAUGACAUUUUCGAAUUUACAUUGUCGUUCAUUAGUCACAUCAAAUACUAAUGGGCAAACACCAAUGACAGUUAUUGAAAAACUAACACAUUUUUCAUGUACAGAACUUUUAAUUCAAUGGUUUAUGGAAUCAGGGAAUUGGCGUGAUGUAUUUUGGAAACUGUGGGCUACAAUAAAUCUUCAAUUAUGCAAACGUUGUGGUCAACAAUUUCCUAUAAUUGAAUUAGGAGAUGGUUGUCUCUAUCACACAAUGACACCCAUACCUGUUCAAUCAAGUCAAUUAGUUAAUAAUAUUGUUUCAGUGAAAAACGAACUAUCAACUGGUCUAGAUAACUGCCAACUUGGUGAUGAAUAUGAUGAUAUUUCCAGUAUUAAUCGAUUUACGUCUGCAUUUAAAAAACCAGAAAAUAUCAAAUUUCAUUGUAUAAAUGCUAAACCUCAUGAAUUAUUAUCAAAGAAACAUUCAGAAUCAAAUAUUUCUAAUACUGGCUUAUCAAGGCAUAAUAAACCUGAUUUUAUCUAUCCAUGUUGUGGAUCUGGCUUAUCAAGAUUCAAUUUAUUCCCGACUCAAACUGGAUGUCACAGAGGUGAACAUAUUUUGAAUGAAGAUAGUUCAGAUCCUGUAACAAAAUUAUGUAUACAACAUCGUAAAAUGAUUAUGUCAUGGUCUACUAAACGAUCAUUUAAUCAAAAUAACGACAUUAGUUCAUCUGAUUCUAUGAUUAAUAAUGGACCUUCACACAAUCAUAAAAUUGAUUUAAAUCAAAUUAUUUGUAAUAAAGAACUUGUUUAUAAAGCUCCAGCAUUUACACUUUUAGCCUGUUUGAAUAAACAACCUGAUAAAUAUGAUAAACCAGAAAUUUCAAAUUUGUUUAAAGCGACAAUAAAUAGUCAACCUGUAGAACCAAUAUUUGAGACUAAAUAUGAAGAUCAACUAGUUCAGAUUAACCAUUCAAAAGAUGAUGACAAUACAGUCAAUAGUUUAACACCAAUAAUUCAUUCCAAAGGGUUAUUAUCAUCAACACUGGAUGAACGUGUAUGGGACACGGGAAAAUGUAAUCGAAUUAAUCAAGAUAAUCAACGUCAAGAAGAUUUACGUCGGAUGCAAAAAAUCACUGAAUUCCUAUGUGCACAACGUCAAACAACAACCACGUGUUCCGAGAUAACAAUUUCUAAAGAAGUUAGUUUUUCUUAUAUUUUAUUACUCCAGUCAUACAAUUUACAAAUUUACCAAUUUUCUUGAUUCAUAGAAUACAUGUGUAUAUGAAAUAAAUCAUUUAAUUGAUUGAAUGUUGAUAGCAUCCAACUUUCAAUCUUUGUUCCCAGGUUCACAAACUGUUGGGUCUAGUUCAGUUUGAUCAAUCAAAGAGUAUUUUAAAGACGUUUCGAUUCUGAAGUUUUCACUAUAUUCUUCCUAGAUCUAUAUGGUGAUGAUAUUAUUUAGAAAGACAAUGAGUAACUUACGAAGCAUUUAAACUAGCUAUGCAAAAGCUUCUUUCUUUUAAUGAUAUUUUGUUUGCCAAUCUAGACAGAUAGUUUUAUUGUGAAUAUAAAAAAAAGAUCUCAGUAAUAUCCAUAAGAAUUUUAAAACAAGAAUUAUUUGCACAUCAACAGUAAUCGCUUUAUUAUAUUUUGUACAAACUGAAGGAAACAACAGUAUAAGAAGAUUAAUGUAACAUUAUCUGCAAAAUAAUUUGUUCUACACUGCGAGGUACAAACUAGACGUGUGUUCACCUAAGUAUCCACAAAUGAAGACUAGCAGUUAAAAUAUACGACAGAAGUGACCUAUAUAAAUACACUUAGGUGAAUAUGCCAAGUUUCUGUAGAAAAUAAUUCUGUAGAAUGAUGGAGAAAUUGUAAGGAGCAUAUAUUUCAGGUACAUUUAAAUUUAGGAAACAUAUCGAUGUAUGUUCAAGUUGUCACCAAAUGUGGCUAUCAUCCAUCGGUUAUAUGAUCAGUGGUCAAUUUAUCGGGAAUCUGAAGAUAAUAAGAAAAUGUAAAGACACCUAUUCACAAACAAGAUCAUAAGGAUAGACUAAUUUGGCACUUGUGAAACAGAUAACAUUUGAAGUAUGCUCUGUUGAUAUCGAGAACGACUAUAUAAGGUGUGCAAUUAAGCUGUCCUGUUAAGAAGACACAAUAACACCAAACGUUUUCCACCUGAGUUAUAAAAUUUCAAACAUUCCUUACUGUCAAUAGUAAUUUAAGAUCACAGUACUAUUAGUAGUACUAAAAACAUAUUGUUUAAUGGUUGGAUAUCCCUGGUUGUCUGUCUUUAAGUAAUGUGUUAUUUUAAAUCACUAUGUGACGGGUAAUUUAAAAAUAAUGCUUAGUCAAGCAGCUAUUGAGUGGUUUCUAAUUCUUGCAUAUGGAAACAAAACAGUAAAGCUGAGAUCAGAGUUUGUCAAUUUAAUAAAAAGUCUCGUUUAGUUUUUGAAGGAUAGUUUUAAAAUAAUCGGAGUCCGAAUGUGUCUUACUGCAAUUUGAAUAUACCUCAAAUCAAAUUACAUAUAUCCAUGAUUUAAAAGCUAUGUUCAACACCCUAUUACGAUUGGAUAGUCGUUUAGUUUUCAAGUAAUUUUGUAACCCUAUUUAUACUCAAUAAUUUUGAUUUUUGUCAAUUUUUAUAAAAAAAAGUUCCAACCAGACUAUUAAGUGAAACUCUUAAGUGAUUUUAAAUUUCACUCACUAAGAUCCUAGUCAUGAGUUUUGAAGAAUAAGUUCAAUUGGAAGUUUGAUCACGGUCAAGGACUAAUUUUCACUUGAAAAAUAGUGAAAACAUGAAGGGACUGAAUCACUGUUUUAGUCUUCCUUUAAACUCCUCUGAAACACUCAUCCAUUACUCCACACAAGAAAAAAACUAUUGAGCUUCAGGUUUCAAAGAGGAUAUGAUCCCUACUAACCACCAACUCAAUACUUUUGACUUCAGUCAGUUUGUAAAAUCACGCGAAGAUUGUGCAAGGCACUUUGUGAUAGGUGUCCCAUUUAAUAUACCUUUGAAAUUCAGAGACCACAAGGUUGUAUAUGUGUACUAAUGAGGAAUUGAGCUGUUGUGCACUCCCCGAUUUCCAGAAGUUCUGGAGUUGUUGUUAACCUAGGACGAAAACUAUCUUCAGUUUACUAAUGUAGAAUUAUAAACCCACAUGUUUGUAUUAUUAUCAAUGUACCAUUUAGCAUGAAAGAUAACAAUGAACGUCAACCAAAAUCAACAGAUAAUUAAUAAAAUCACUACAAGAUGUCGUUUUACAGAUAAUUUUUAUCAAAAUCACAAACGGAUCUAACUUGGACAACCCUUGAAAGCCUGUAAUCAAUGGACGAUCGUUUUGUUCUAAUUUGGGACUCUUCAGCUAUGUAAACCUAGGACCUUCAGCCUUGAACGUUAAUGUUUAAACAUAUAUAAUAUUUUCUGCCCAGUACCUUUUAUUGUUCGAGAGGACGAUCAACUGUUUAUUAGUUACAGUACAAAAUCAAAUAUUUCUUCAGUGUCAGGGUGGAAUUUACACACGU